Molecule: messenger RNA, 1959 nt
Organism: Octodon degus (degu)
Lineage: Eukaryota; Metazoa; Chordata; Mammalia; Rodentia; Octodontidae
Product: vomeronasal type-2 receptor 116-like
Exons: 8
Biological process (GO): G protein-coupled receptor signaling pathway
Cellular component (GO): membrane
Molecular function (GO): G protein-coupled receptor activity
Source: RefSeq, a predicted model, not a curated record
AUGUCAUGGGGAACCUCGGCUCAGAUUGGACCACUGCUGGAGCUCUACAGAUUUCCACAGGUUACCUUUGGCUCAUUUGAUCCUAAGCUGAUGGACAGUGGCCAGUAUCCUUCUCUCCAUCAAGUGGCCCCAAAGGACACUUAUUUGGCCCUUGCCAUGGUGUCCUUAAUGCUUCAUUUCCACUGGACAUGGGUGGGCCUGCUAAUCACAGAAGGCCAUAAGGGUCUUCAGUUUCUCUCAGAUAUAAGAGCUGAGAUGGACAAGAACAGAGUCUGUGAGGCCUUUUUGAAAAUAUUGUCAACUGCGGCUGUGUCAUAUAUGUCAGCCACGAAGAAACAUGAUAUCCCGACUGAAGAUACAUUAUCGGCCAAUGUGGUGGUCAUUUACUAUGAUACUGAUAGUGCAAAUGAUAACUGUAUCCCUAAUGCUUCUCUGGCUUGGUUGCCUCCGAAUCGUUUUAACACAGUUAUGAGUGAUAGGAGCUACAACAUAUACAAUGCUGUGUAUGUUAUGGCCCAUGCCCUCAAUGAAAUGCUGUUUGAAGAAAUGCUAACACCACCAAUGAGAGAUACAAAAGUGUUGUUUUUCCCUUGGCAGCUGCAUCGCUUUCUGAAGAACGUCCAAUUUGACAACCGUGCUGGGGACAAGGUGAACUUAGAUAACAGAAGAAAACUGGAUUCACAGUAUGACAUUUUCAAUUUUUGAAAUUUUCCAGAAGGCCUUAGACUUAUGGCGAAACUAGGCACAUUUUCCUCUCAUGCGCCAUAUGGCCAGAACAUGACUUUAUCUGAGGAUAUCAUAGAAUGGGCCACCGGAGCUACCAAGACUCCUCGUUCAGUAUGCAGUGAGAGUUGCAGUUCCGGAUUUAGAAAAAGCCCUCAAGAGAGAAAGGCUGCCUGUUGUUUUGAUUGCAUCUCUUUCCAAGAGAAUGAGAUCGCCAAUGACUCAAUGGAUUUGGAACAAUGUACAAAGUGUCCAGAUCAUCAAUAUGCCAAUAUUCAGAGAAGUUACUACCUGCAAAAGGCUGUGACAUAUCUGGGUUAUGAAGACCCCUUGGGAAAGGCUCUGGCUGUCACUGCCCUGAGCCUACCUGUCCUCACAGCUGCUGUUCUUGGGUUCUUUGUGAAGCACAGAGACAUUCCCAUCGUCAAGGCCAACAACAGGGCUCUCAGCCACACCCUACUCAUCUCCCUCACCUGCUGUUUCCUCUGCUGCUUGGUCUUCAUUGGCCAUCCCAACGCAGCCACCUGCAUCCUGAAGCAGAUCACAUUUGGAAUUGUGUUCACUGUGGCUGUUUCCACAGUCUUGGCCAAAACUAUUAAAGUGUUGCUGGCCUUUAAGGCCACUGCCCCAGGCAGAAGGAUGCGGCAAUUGCUGACAUCAGGGGCACCAAACUAUAUCAUCCCAAUCUGUUGCCUGAUGCAACUCACUCUCUGUGGCAUCUGGAUGGGGAAAAAUUCACCCUACAUUGACACAGAUGCUCACUCUGAACAUGGCCACAUCAUCAUGUGCAACAAGGGCUCCCUCAUUGCCUUCUACUGUGUCCUGGGAUACCUGGGCUCACUUGCCCUGGUGAGCUUCACUGUGGCUUUCCUGGCCAGGAACCUGCCUGACACCUUCAAUGAAGCCAAGUUCCUGACCUUCAGCAUGCUGGUGUUCUGCAGCGUGUGGGUCACCUUCCUGCCCGUGUACCACAGCAGCAAGGGGAAGGUCAUGGUGGUCAAGGAGGUCUUCUCCAUCUCGGCUUCCAGUGCUGGGUUGCUGGGUUGCAUAUUUGCCCCCAUGUGCUAUGCUAUUUUGUUAAGGCCAGAGAAUGAUUUUCUUCCUGAGAUGAAAGUGCAAUCUAUUAGCAACAACUCUAAUGGCAUCCAUGCCACUGUCUUAUUGGAAAAGAACUGGAUCAUAUCUGCCCAGGAGGAGGUGGCUUCUGGGAUAUUACUAGCAGUGGACCUCGAUUAA